GGAGCUGGACCACAGUGGGACAAGGACGCCUCCAGACAGGUUGCCAGGGCCCCACCUGGAGGAGGCAGGUGUGCCCAUGGCCUGGGCCAAGGCCCGAGUGGUAAGUGCCGCACUGACAUGGCGGCAGCGGCCCCCUGCCCAGGAAGAGAUCAAACAUGGUUUUCACAAGGUGUCCCUGGUGUCAGGGGUCCAGAUGGAAGCCCCCCAGAAGGAGAUGUUUGAGUUCAGCCGUCGAGAGGAAGUCAAUGGCUUUGCAACACAGGAAGAAGAGACCGUGAAUUGCCAGGGCCCUCGGGAUGCAGCUGGCUCCAAGAACUUCCAGAGCCAUAGACCCAUCUUUUCCAAGAAGUACACACCACCUCCCAAGGAGAAAAGGCUUGAGCAGAGGCUGAAGGAGGCUGUGGACCAGAGUCAUGGCAGCCGCCAAGAUCCUAGGACUGAGCCCCCACGUGUGGGAGCUAUGGCCAGGACUGAGCUUUUGGUUCCCCUGCCUGGGCCCGGAGAGCCAAGUCCCCACCCAGGUGUAGGUCUCACUAGUGGGAGCUCCCGGAGCCUCGAGGAACACCGAGUGACACGCACCGUGUAGACCACCACGGUGGUGAGAGGUCAUGUGGACCGGCGGGUGAGCAGCUCUGUGACUGUGAGGCCAAUGUCCUCAGGCGAGGCCCUGCCAUGGGGCCGUCAGGUCACCCGCAUGGUGCAGCCAGUGGUAGUGGGCUCCCCACCAGGCUUGCCCAGCCGCAGCCAGGCUGUGAAAGUGCUAAGUAACCUCUUACCUGCUGGGCACAACCCCCGUGCCAGCCACCUGCCCAGGCCCACAGCUGGAGUGCCGAGAAGCACAGGUCUGGGCAGCACAGUGGGGGCAGCCUUGAGGCAGCUGCCUGAGACCGGGACAGCAGAGCUUAAAGACAGCUCUGCCCUGGUCUCUACAGGCAUCCCAGCCAGUGCUCACCUGCCUAAGAAUCAGGAUGUCCCUGCAGCCUGUCCAGAUUGAGACCAGGGCAGAGCCCUGGAUGCCAGGGCCUGUGAGCUCUGGCAGGUGCUGGGAGCCCCCAGUUCCACUGAGCUCCCUCUCCAGACUUCUCAGGGUCAAGCAUCAGUCCCCUCCUCUCCCAGACUCCAGACCCAUGUCCCCUCUCCAAGCCUAGCCCACCCUGCAAAGCAGCCUGUGGUGCCCACUCACGCCAGGGCCCAGCUCACUCCCCUUGUUCUGCCCCCUAUAAAAAGGGAAGGGCUUGUGGACCCCCCUGCUGCCACCGUCCUGCCCAUGGUGAGGAGGGAACAUGUGACAGUCCCUGAACAAUCUCCUGCUCCAUCCUCUAUAAGGAGGAAGGAUGUCCCCAGCCCAGGAGGUCUUUCUGCUCCAUCGUCCCCAAGGAAUAAGUUUGUUCAGAACUCUGAAAAUGCCACUGUUCUCACCUUUACCCAGAAGGAGGUGGUGUGGGGCCCCGGUGCUCCUGCGGCCUCGUCCCCCACCCGGAAAGAGGUCUUGAAGGGCCCCGGCGCUCCUGAUGCCUCAUCCCCCACCCAGAAGGAGGUGGUACAGGAGUCCAGUGCUCCUGAUGCCUUGUCUCCCACCCUGAAAGAGGUCGUGAAGGGCCCUGGUGUUCCUGGGGUCUCAUCUCCCGCCCAGGAGGUGGUGCAGGAGUCCAGUGCUCCUGCUGCCUCGUCCCCCCCUGGGAAAGAGGUUGUGAAGGGCCCUGGUGCUCCUGCUGCCUCAUCUCCCGCCCAGAAAGAGGUGGUGCAGGGGUCUGCUGCUCCUGCUGCCUCAUCCCCCAAGUCAGCUGAGGUUGUCCAGGGCCCAGAAGGCAGCCCUAGCAUCCAAAAAGAGGCUGUCCAGGAUAUUGCAGGCAGCCUUGCUCCACCCCUCACUAAGGAAGAGACUAUUCAAGACCCAGCUGCUUCUGCCACCUCACUCCCCAAACAGGACAAGGGGGUCCAGGACUCUGAAGGGAGCCCCAGCUCAUCUCUCACCCAGAAAGCGGUUGUGCAGGACCCUGCUGUUCUCCCUGCCCCAUCUUCCUCAGUGGACAGGGUGUCCCCCAGCCCAGGAGGCACCUGUGCCCCAGUGCCAACAGGAGCAGAGGCCAGCACGGAGUCCCAGCUUCUGUCUGACCCCACUGAGGGCAAGAUGUGCCCAGAGACAUUGAGGGAGGAGGAUGAGGUGGCCCUGGCCACUGACCUGGAGAUAUUCCUGGAUACCCUGCGGAGCAUGGAGCCCCCUGAGAUCCUCCGCACUCACCGGCUGCCACGAGCCCCUCGCUCCUCCUACCUGUCCAUGUAUGCCACACUGCUUGCCAUUGAGGAGGACCAGCCAGGGCCAUGGGUGCUGGGCCCUGGCCCCCAGGAGGUGCCUUCAUUGGAAGAGAAAGAGGAGGAGGAGGAGGAGGAACCAGAGAACCCCUAUCUAAGUGAUGACGAGAAGCUUCAGCGCAGGUAGAAGAAAGCUGGGCCCAACCUCUCCUGGGACCUCCACCCUGCCAGGCCCACCCAGGUCUCCUGCUCUUCUCUUGAGAUGAAGAAGCAUGUAGCAGGAACCAAGGGCCCCCACUUAGAGCUGGGGUUGGAAUUGCAGGGAGGCAGCAGACCCACUUCCCGUCUCGGAGGUAGCCUUCUUUUUGGCAGUCUGGUGCCUGCCACCAAGGAGGCCUCCACCCCAGAACCGCUGGGCACAAAACUAUCUGCCCUGCUGCCCCAUGGGGCACUGGGGCUCAGGAAGGUGCCAGGACAGUUGCCCCUGCUUUGCAGUGAAAGACCAUCCCUGACGGAGAAGCUUGCCUGUGCCCUGCCCCUAGAGGGGUGGAUAAGUGAUGCCUUGGGUGGUAGCCCAGCCUUAAAGACCCAGGGCAAGCCGAACACCAGGCCUGGAAAGGUGAUCUUCUUCUCGGAGUCUGGCUGCCAAGGCAGUGGCAGGGAGGUCUGGGGAGACAUUGUUGAUGCCUCAGGCUGGGCCCCUGUAGCCUCCAUAAGGGUAGUUCGAGGCUGCUGGGUGCUGUACGAAGAGCCAGAGUUCCGGGGUCAGAAGCUGGUCCUGCCUGAAGGAGACAUGGAACUCAGAACCCCAGGGACAAAGUGGAGUCCCUAAGGCAUCGGCUCCCUAAGGAGGGUUGUCUGG
Messenger RNA from Piliocolobus tephrosceles (Ugandan red Colobus), 3115 nucleotides. RefSeq names its product beta/gamma crystallin domain-containing protein 2-like. The record is from RefSeq and is a predicted model, not a curated record. Lineage: Eukaryota; Metazoa; Chordata; Mammalia; Primates; Cercopithecidae.